This is a messenger RNA of Aspergillus welwitschiae, 831 nucleotides long. It is a transcript of the gene midA, whose product is annotated as putative cell wall protein. The record is from RefSeq and is a predicted model, not a curated record. Bases 1 to 831 code for a protein of 276 amino acids. The transcript has a single exon. Lineage: Eukaryota; Fungi; Ascomycota; Eurotiomycetes; Eurotiales; Aspergillaceae.
AUGCGAGCCGCUCGUCUUUCGUUCCUCCUCUACUCCCUGUCCCUCGUGGCUGUCGUCGCUGGCCAGAGCGCUGCAGUCACGAGUGUAGGCAACGCCGUCACCUCUGCCGCUGCCGCCGCUACCACAGAGGCCCCUUCUACCACAUCCAGUGAAUCGUCUUCGACAUCUGAGUCCUCUACCUCGACUUCGGAGAGCACUUCCACCACCAGUGAGCCUACAACUACGUCGUCAAGCUCGGAAGAGACUACUUCCACGACCAACAAGCAACCCCAACAAACUACCCAGCCGCAGCAGACAACGUCAUCCAAUAACAACAACAACAAUGCGCAGACAACUGCAGUCACUACAACAGACAAGAACGGCAAGACCACCGUCGAAAGCACUACUCAGCAGACCACCGCAACCCCGGUCGUGCAGACGGUCACGACCAUCGAGACCAUCAGCGGAACCCCCGUCCAAACCACUCUCACCACUACGUCGACUCCCGCCAGUUCUGAAUCCACGGGCAACCCUAGUCUGAGCGGCACUUCGUCUGAUAACUCUAACAGCAGCUCUGGUCUCUCGUCCUCUCAGAAGAAGAUCAUCAUCGGUGUCGUCGUCGGUGUGGGUGGUGCAAUCAUCGUCGGUGCCCUUGCCGUUGUUGGCUGGAGGAUCCAUGCUCGCAAGGCUGCCCAAGACAACGAUGAGGCUGCUGAUCUCAUGAGCGGUACGGCAGUCGGUGCAGGUGCUCGCGAGAAGGCACCCAGCCCGGGUGCUGGUGGCACGCCCUUCAAGACCACGCUUGACCAGUACCACAACCCUGGACCUGUCAAUGCUGCAUCAAACUUCUAA